AUGUCUAUUAAUUCAUUGGACUGCACUUGUGCUCUCAACCGCGAAAUAUUUUCGGCGUCGGAUACUGCAAAAAAAGUUACGUGCAAUCGAACAAGAGCAACUGCGAUCGCCACCGGAGUGCUAAGCCCUUUGUCGGUUGAACAACUUAAGACUGAUUUACAAGAUGUACCAUUCAUAAGUGUGGCUACUGAUGCUAGUAAUCACGGAAGCACAAAAUUAUUCCCGCUGGUUAUACAAUAUUUUGAUGUAAAAAAAAAUGGAAUCACUACUAAGGUGCUUGUAAUUGAAAACACUAAAAACGAGACAUCUGACUCUAUUACUGAACUAAUAAUAAGACAGCUUCACCGGCAUGAUCUCUUGUCUAAAUGUAUUGCUUUUAGUGGAGAUAAUUGCAAUACAAACUUCGGUGGGAUAGAAACAUAUGGAACAAAUAAUGUUUUCCACAAGCUGAGGGAAAAUCUAAACCCAAACUUGGUUGGUGUGGGCUGCACUGGACAUGUCAUUAACAACGCAGUGCACCACGGAUGUGAUUUACUGGCGGUAGACAUAGAUUCCAUCAUCUUGAAAAUUUAUAAUUUUUUUUCCAUUUACACGGUACGAACCGAAGCUUUUAAAGAAUUCUGCGAAACGGCUGAGCUCGAAUAUAAACAGCUUCUGUAUCAUUCCAAAACGCGUUGGCCAAGCCUGUUUCCAGCUAUCGAGCGAAUUCUGAAGCUCUACCGUCCUUUACUUAAUUAUUUUGAAAGCAUAGAAAGACCACCUGUUUUAAUUAAACAGUUUUUCGAAAAUCCUCUCUCGGAAGCCUAUCUGUUCCUUAUACACUCAAUUACGCAUACCAUUCACACAAAAAUACAGACAUUAGAGAAAGGCGAUAAUUGA
Messenger RNA from Leptosia nina, 879 nucleotides. NCBI's taxonomy places the organism in Eukaryota, Metazoa, Arthropoda, Insecta, Lepidoptera, Pieridae. The record is from the annotation of a GenBank genome assembly.